This is a messenger RNA of Closterium sp. Yama58-4, 2508 nucleotides long. The record is from the annotation of a GenBank genome assembly. NCBI's taxonomy places the organism in Eukaryota, Viridiplantae, Streptophyta, Zygnematophyceae, Desmidiales, Closteriaceae.
AUGGCUGGCGGUUCUGGUGUCCAAGCCGCUGCAAAGCAGCAGGCAGAGGAAAAGCAGCAGCGAGUGGCAGCCGCAGCAGGGAACGGCGGCGCAAGGCCGGGUGAGUCCGCCCCUGCUGCUGCUGUGUCUCCAGCAACAGGAGCCGCACCAAAGCAGCCUGCAGCUGCACCUGCAGCAGCAGCUGCUCCAAAGCAACCAGCCACUUCACCAACAGCAGCACCUGGUGGGUCUUUAAGAGCCCCAAUUUCGCCUGCUGGAGCGCCAGUGACGCCGUCCGCUGCUCCUGCUGUGCCUCCUGCCUGGCGUCUAGACGACCAGCAGCAACCCUCUAGCGGUGCAGGUGGGGGGGCUGGGGUGGCAGAGCGGAGUGCAGGGGGCAAGGGGACAGCUGCUGCUCCUGCUGUGCCGCCUGCCUGGCAUCUAGACGACCAGCAGCAGCAGAGCGACACAGGUCAGGGAGAGAAGGGCCUAACGGUUCUGGAGGUGGGGAACCAGAGCGCAGGGGGCACAGGGGCGGCUGAUGCUGCUGCUGGGCCACGGGGUGUGAAGCGCCCUGCUGCUGCGAUGACCCAGGCAGGUGGGGGGGGUGCGGUCGGUGCUGGGGGGGGUGGAGGGGUGGGGAUUGCUGUGAUGCCUGGUGUGGGAGGGCCUGCUCCCACAGGCUCUAGCCUUGGCGGGUCUACUCUCAGUAGCCCUGGGAUGAUGGGGCUGGGGGGGAUGGUGACAGCGAUGGAUGAGAGAAUGAUGGAGGUGGUGGUGCGGCAUGCACUGCAGGCGAGAGAGGAGGCGCAGAGGAGGGCGGUGCAGGAGAGUGCACGGGCUGUGAGGGACAUGCGGGGGAAGGUGGAGAGGCGGAGGAGGGAGGCGCGGCGGAUGGAGGAGGAGCGGGAUGAGCGGCUGAGGGAGAUGGAGGAUGCUGUGCAGGAGCUGGUGGCGAGGGCGGAGAGCCUUGAGAGGGCGGCGAAGGAGGCGCGGGGAGUGGCAGAGAGGGCAGAGAAGGACAAGGCAGUGCAGGAGGCAAGGAUCAGAGCGAGCUAUGAGGUACGUUGGGGAUGGUGUGUGUGGGAAGGUCUGGGGGACGUCGGGGGCAUGUUGGGGUUAUGUGUAUGUGGAGUGGCAGAGAAGGCAGAGCGGGACAAGGGCAACGAGGGCACCGUUGGGGUUCUGUGUGUAUGUGGAGUGGCAGAGAGGGCAGAGAAGGACAACGCAGUGCAGGAGGCAAAAGUCAGAGCACUGCUGGGAGACGACAAGGAGGGGGAGGCACCGGCGGAGGUAGAGCGGCAGCUGGAAGCGCAGCAGGCUGAUCUACUUGCGACCCUUCCUUCUCUUGCCUAUUCGGGCCUUACGAGGCGCCUCAAAAAACUCUUUUGGCCGUUACUAGAGGGGUACCCGCCGGACUCGUCCGCGAAGCACGAGGAUGCUGCGAAACACUCGUUUAGUCUUAAGAAGCUGUUUGGAGCGAAGUCGGGGAAGUCUAAAGAGGAGGAGGCGAAAGCGCGAGACGCGGAGAUUAAGUUUGUCUUGCAGGCCGCCGCGACGCCGUUAGCUUCGGUUCCGAAGCAAAUAAGUCUGCCUCGACCGACGACUCCCGAACUAACGCAGAACCAACGCACCACGAGGGACGUUCUAAAGAAGUACAUAGCAGCGUCGGGCGGCUACAACUCGCACAUGGCGCAGCAGGGCUCCGUGAUUUCCGGCCACGUCAGCAUCUGGGCGUCCGAGGUGGUCAUGGGAGACAAGACUGUCUACGCCGCCCCCACCGCGGGUGGCCGCGGCGGCGCUGACGUGUCAAAGGGGACGUUCCGCGUGGUGCAGAUGCCGCCCAACAUGUGGCACGUGGCAGUGGCCAUGGGCGACACGCGGAUUGACGCCACGUGUGACGGCGAGCUGGUGUGGCGGCGGAGCAGCUGGGGGCCCUCCACCACGGCCAAGGGGCCUGUGCGACCACUCAGGCACUUGCUAGCGGGCUUAGACCCACCCACUGUUGCAGAUGUGUUCGCAUCGGGCGAGUAUCAGGGCGACGAGGCCAUAGAGGGCGACGAGUGCAUGUGUGUGAAGGUGAUGGCCAACCCGCUCGCCCUCAUGUCCAUGAGCACCGGCGGGGGCAACGUGGGAGGCAAGCAGCAGGACGUGUGCGACGUGCUGGCCUACCAGGUGGAGGGCUUCUUCAGUAAAGCGUCAGGGCUGCUGAUUGGCCUGCGCGACCACCACUUGACCAAGACCAAGACGGCGAGCAACAGCACGAUCUACUGGGAGAGGGUGAUGGUCACUCGAGUGGGGGAUUUUCAGCCCAUGGAGGGAGGCAUGAUCAUCCCUCACAGCGGCCGCUCCGUGCUCUCUCUCGCCAAGCGCUGCGACGACGACUCGUCGGGGACGAUACGCGCGUGGGUGAGAGAAGAGUGGGGCGUGGAGUCAGUCACACAGGACGCCACGGCCAUGCAGGGGUUGCUAGCGCGGCCGGCAGAUUUGAUCAUGACGGCUAGCUCCGCGUCUUUGCAUAGAGGGUGA